Abrus precatorius (Indian licorice) is the source of this 1488-nucleotide messenger RNA. RefSeq names its product universal stress protein PHOS32-like. The transcript is spliced from 3 exons. The record is from RefSeq and is a predicted model, not a curated record. NCBI's taxonomy places the organism in Eukaryota, Viridiplantae, Streptophyta, Magnoliopsida, Fabales, Fabaceae. Bases 133 to 903 code for a protein of 256 amino acids.
AGAACACCGUUGAUUCCUUAGUUAACGGAGUGGUGGACGACUAAUGCUACUACUACUACUUCAUAGUUAAGUAAGAAACAAAAAGCGACAUCUAUACUCUAGAAACUUCAUUUCUCUAUCCGAACCAAAAAAAUGCAGCCUCACCAGAACCCUGUCGCACUCGAUUCCGACCCACAGCUACCGCAAAUCAAAAUCCACCACCCUUCCUCCCCUCGUCACCCCUCCGCGGCGGCCACUCCCACUCCCACCGCCGGCGCCCGCCGCAAAAUUGGCGUCGCCGUCGACCUCUCCGAUGAGAGCGCAUACGCUGUACGCUGGGCCGUGCAGCACUAUAUCCGUCCCGGUGAUGCCGUGAUUCUCCUCCACGUCAGCCCAACGAACGUCCUCUUCGGCGCCGAUUGGGGCUCCAUCGACCUUUCCAUCAACACCGACCCUAACUCUGAUGAGGAGGCCGUUAACGCCGUCAACGUUAACGCUAACAGUAACAGCAGCAACGACCACAACAGCAAGCGGAAGCUGGAGGACGAUUUCGACGCGUUCACGGCGUCGAAAUCCGCCGAUCUCGCGAAGCCGUUACGCGACGCGCAGAUUCCGUACAAGAUCCACAUCGUGAAGGACCACGACAUGAAGGAGCGGCUCUGCUUGGAGGUCGAGCGGCUUGGUCUCAGCGCCGUUAUCAUGGGCAGCCGUGGCUUCGGCGCUGUGCGCCGUGGUAGCGAUGGCCGGCUCGGCAGCGUCAGUGAUUACUGCGUUCACCACUGCGUCUGCCCUGUCGUUGUUGUUCGCUAUCCCGACGACAAGGAUGCCGCCGGCGCCGCCACCGCUGAGGCCGUGGUGGCCGUGAAGGAGGGCGAGGAGGGCGAGGCGGUGAUUCAGCCUGUGCCUCAUAAGAAAGAGGAUUAGCGGGAGCCAACUCAUCACUUCAGCUCUGUCUCUGCAGAAUGUUUCUGAUCCAAAGGGAUUGGUGGGAAUGGUUGUAGAGUGCUCUCUUUCUCUUCCUGUCAGGUUGUACUUAGAGUAUUUCCUGCAUAUGAACUGUGGAAUGAUUAUGGAUGAUUUUGUAUGGCUUGAUAUGACCUCGGUUCCUUUAGGCUGUUGGAAGAUUGUUUUUGGUUCCCAAGUGGUAUAUACUCUUUAAUGUAGAUGUACAAGUUUGACUGUGGCUGUUUUUGGGGUUGUUUUCCCAUUAUGUAUCGGAUUAUCAUGACGAGCACUUGUUUAGCUAUUUGAUGAUUUUAUAGAGCUAUGUUUAUGGAACUACGACUAAUUUGUGCAUGUCAGCACGUUUACUCCUUUUUCAGACACAUCGACUAAGCUAAACUAAUGUUGAUAACGAUAAUCCAGUGAAUGGUGGCAGUCAAUCCUUGACACGGUUAACGAAUUUUUUCCUGGAUAUAGUAUUUCUAUUUAUAGGCACAAGGUUGGCUUGGUUUGAAGUUUAGUGGUUUUUAGUCCGAAUAUGGUGUCCACCAUAAUUAUAUAUUUGAU